AUGGCGAUUGCUUCAACAGCCACCGUUAUCUUCUGCUGCGCGAAACCAGAUUUCCGGCGAAUUCCGUCCCAUUGCCGUUCACCUUCUCCGUCUUCCUCUCCUCUCACGACCUUAACCGAACCCGUAACUCGGAUUCGGAGCCGUAGCUUAAUCCAUGAUCCGAUUUCGCUGUCGGGUCUGAUCGGAACCGGUUUGGCGGCGGCUGCAUUCGUCGCGACGGGACCAGAUGCUACUGCUAUGGCGGCGAUGGAUUCUCUUCAGCUAAGCGAACCGGCUAAUGCGCUGUCUUUACCCACUUGGGCCGUUCAUGUUUCCAGCGUUGUCGAAUGGAUUACGGCGAUGGCGUUGGUAUGGAGAUAUGGAGAAAGAAAAGGUUACGAGUCAUGGAAAGGUCUCUCAUGGGGAAUGGUGCCUUUGCUUGGUGGAGCUCUGUGUGCAUGCACAUGGCAUUUCUUUUACAAUGAUGAAUCUCUUGAGGUGUUGGUGGCGCUUCAGGCAGCACUAACUGUGAUUGGGAACAUUACUUUGUGCAUCGCUGCCUUUCGAAUCAACAAGUCCUCAUCCAAAAUGGAAAUAUCAGAAAAAUCGUGA
Molecule: messenger RNA, 591 nt
Organism: Microthlaspi erraticum
Lineage: Eukaryota; Viridiplantae; Streptophyta; Magnoliopsida; Brassicales; Brassicaceae
Source: the annotation of a GenBank genome assembly